Messenger RNA from Rattus rattus (black rat), 771 nucleotides. It is a transcript of the gene Bmp7, whose product is annotated as bone morphogenetic protein 7. Gene Ontology annotation, biological process: SMAD protein signal transduction. Gene Ontology annotation, molecular function: cytokine activity. Gene Ontology annotation, cellular component: extracellular region. The transcript has 4 exons. The record is from RefSeq and is a predicted model, not a curated record. Lineage: Eukaryota; Metazoa; Chordata; Mammalia; Rodentia; Muridae. Bases 1 to 771 code for a protein of 256 amino acids.
AUGCACGUGCGCUCGCUGCGCGCUGCGGCGCCACACAGCUUCGUGGCGCUCUGGGCGCCUCUGUUCUUGCUGCGCUCUGCCUUGGCCGACUUCAGCCUGGACAACGAGGUGCACUCCAGUUUCAUCCACCGGCGCCUCCGCAGUCAGGAGCGGCGGGAGAUGCAGCGGGAAAUCCUGUCCAUCUUGGGCUUGCCCCAUCGCCCGCGCCCGCACCUUCAGGGAAAACAUAAUUCGGCGCCCAUGUUCAUGUUGGACCUGUACAACGCCAUGGCGGUGGAGGAGAGUGGGCCGGACGGACAGGGCUUCUCCUACCCCUACAAGGCCGUCUUCAGUACCCAGGGUCCCCCUUUAGCCAGCCUUCAGGACAGCCACUUCCUCACCGACGCCGACAUGGUCAUGAGCUUCGUCAACCUAGUGGAACAUGACAAAGAAUUCUUCCACCCUCGAUACCACCAUCGAGAGUUCCGGUUUGAUCUUUCCAAGAUACCCGAGGGAGAGGCGGUGACCGCAGCCGAGUUCAGGAUCUAUAAGGACUACAUCCGGGAGCGGUUUGACAACGAGACCUUCCAGAUCACAGUCUAUCAGGUGCUCCAGGAGCACUCAGGCAGGGAGUCCGACCUCUUCUUGCUGGACAGCCGUACCAUCUGGGCUUCUGAGGAGGGCUGGUUGGUAUUUGACAUCACAGCCACCAGCAACCACUGGGUGGUCAACCCUCGGCACAACCUGGGCUUACAGCUCUCCGUGGAGACCCUGGAUGGAGCAGUGUCUUAG